AUGGCAGAUAACGAACGCCAGACGUCGUUCAAGGAACGAAUUAAGAGCAGAUCGCUAACGAAUCUGUUCAAGCUGAAUCGAAAGAGACCUUUUGAGCCCGAGGGCGAGGAUUUGGCGUCAAAUGAGUCGUCAAACGAGCAUCGCAGCGAUGAGGAGCAUGAGAGGGGUACGAAACGUGCCAGAAUUGCAGAAACUGGGUCAGGGAGCCAACAAUUGGCACAGGCGGGUGUUGGCGAAGAACGAGAACGGGAACUUGAUGCAGAAUUGCCGGAAGAAUUGAGAAAAUAUAGACCAAAAGGAUACCGGCUUAAAUUGCCUCCCAAGGGCAGAGCAGUGCGCGUUUACGCGGAUGGAGUGUUCGAUCUGUUCCAUUUGGGCCAUAUGAAACAGCUGGAACAAUGCAAAAAGACGUUUCCUGAAGUGACACUUGUGGUGGGUGCGGUCUCGGACGAGGUCACCCACAGGCUCAAGGGUCUGACGGUUUUGACCGACAAGCAACGUUACGAAACGCUGCGUCAUUGCCGGUGGGUCGACGAAGUCGUCGAGGACGCGCCCUGGUGCGUGACCCUAGAGUUUUUGGAACAACACAACAUCGACUACGUCGCGCAUGACGACCUGCCCUAUGCCGGCGCGGACUCCGAAGACAUUUACCGCCCCGUCAAAGAGCUGGGUCGAUUUGUCGCCACGCAACGUACCGAAGGAAUCUCGACCAGCGACAUUAUCACCCGCAUCAUCCGCGACUACGACAAGUAUCUAAUGCGCAAUUUUGCGCGUGGAGCGUCGCGUCGCGAAUUGAACGUGUCCUGGCUCAAGAAGAACGAACUCGAGUUCAAAAAACACGUGAGCGACUUCAGGUCUUAUUUCAAGAAGGGUCAGCAUUCAAUCAACCACGCGUCCAAAGAUCUGUACUUCGAAGUUCGCGAAAGAUUACUGCGUCAAACUUUAGGUAAGAAACUGUACUCGAAACUUGCGGGUCAGAAUUUCCCGACCAACAAGACGAUUCGCGACCGUUCACCGGCUUCUGAUUUUGCGCGCACCUACACGGAUGCGCCCUCCUCAGAAGAAGAGUCACAUCCUCCUGAUGAUAGCUUCGAUUCCGGUGCCAGCGACGCUGAAAAUUCACAAAGUUCCACCCAGGAGUCGCACGAAGCUUCCAAGACCCGCAAACCGCACUUUAAAGAAUAA
Messenger RNA from Lachancea mirantina, 1185 nucleotides. NCBI's taxonomy places the organism in Eukaryota, Fungi, Ascomycota, Saccharomycetes, Saccharomycetales, Saccharomycetaceae. The record is from the annotation of a GenBank genome assembly.